GAAAAAUGAAUGUUGGGUAAUUCAUGACACCUGAAAGGGGCAAAAGAUAAUUUGUCUGGUCUGGUGGAAAGAAGGAAAAUGUCAAAAGAGCGGGAGAUGACAGUUACAUAGGGAAAAAGAUGCUACUACUUUUAAAAUGUUGAAAAAGUUUAGUAGGAUGUCGUUUUUCAUGUAAGCGAUUUAGUAUAGGGAGUUCUGGGGAAUAUAGCCUGUCCUAGAUUUAGCUGCAACUUGGCUGGUGACAUCCCUUGAAGGUGUAUAUUUUGAUUUUCAAGUUGAGCAUAUUGCAGCAGACACUUAUCUUGCUGAUAUCACUGAACACUGGGCUGGUGUGUUUUUUUUUGAAGAAGAGAAACAUUAAGUUGGGGUAACAGGUUCUACAAGCUUGUAUUUUAGCAUGGCGAUAAUGAAUAUAUGUGGCAGUCAUUCAACUGUGUCUCUCAUAAUAAAUGCCUAUAGAAGAGCUGCAAACUUAAGUAUCCAUUUCAGUUGCAUUAAGAGGAGCAAGAGAUUUGUGCACAACCUGCCCUGUAGUUAUUACACUCCAAAGAAGGCCUAUAUAUUUUCCUAUUUAUUCUGCAGAAAAUACUACUCGGUUAUCUUGAACCCCCCAUAUUCUAUUGUUGGAUGCUCAGUACAUCACCAUGGAGACAGCGGUACCACCUAUACCAUUAGUAAACAGCAAGCAAAUGAAAAUAAAUUUCUUUCAGACCUGUGUUAUGCACAUUCUUGCACGCAAGUAUUUAAACUGCUGAGCUCUCUUGAGGUGUUUACUGAUACUAUGGCAGCAGCAGCUUUACUUAAAGUUGCACAGGUUGAGACAAAAGAUGGCAUACUGACAAACCCAAGAAAAGUAUUUGACAAUAUGAUUUUCAAAGCUAUCUGCUUACAGUUUGAACAAGAGUCAAAAAAUUUGUCUACAGCAGGUAUUGUCAAUGCCUUAAAAGCUUUUGUUCAACUGCGUGUUGAUCCAUGGAGUAAUCUAAUGGUUCGUUUGUUAUCGGAAAGCCAAGAGCGAGCUGAAAAAGGAGAGAUGAAUAUACAGUACCUUUGCAUGCUAGGCAGAUGCUUGUUAGAAAUAGAAGGGCCAGAAUGUGCAAUGCUUAAACCAGUUAUGGAUCAAGUACUACAAAAGAAAAUUAAUGACUGGACUCCUGAAGAAAUAGCAAUGGUUUAUGGCCUAUUGCAAGCUGGACUUGGAGAAAAAGGACAAUACCAAGGCCUGUUAAAUCAAAUGCAUGAAGCCACAGUUUCCAAGGCCUCACAAAUGAAUCCAACAUUAAUUAGUUCUAUACUUACUGCUUUAGUAGACCUUAAACAAACGCAAGCACUUCCAUUAGUAAUAAAUCUGUGCAAAAAUUCUAUAAGAUGUAUGCCUCAUUUCACGGAUGAAGAACUUGUGAAUGUAAUAGUGGCUUUAACUAACUUUGGACACAGUGACAAAUAUUUUACUGAAGCUUUGGAGAGACAUGUGCCUAGAAUGGUCUUUACUAUGUCACCAGAAUUGGUCAGUAGAGUGAUGGAAUACUGCAGCAAGAGACUGAUCCUUUCCAAGCCAAUAUUUGAUGCAGUUGCUGAGAGCUUUGUGUAUAAUUCAGAAAAUUGUACUACUCUACAAAUUGCACAACAGAUUAUUCCUUUUGGAGAACUGAACUACUUGCCUCCUAAUGCAGCCUCUAUGUUCAGGCGACUUGAAAAAAUUCUAAGUAGCCGUUUUUCCCAGUUCCAGCCACAAAUUUUACUUAAACUACUGCAUUCAUGCAUACUUCUGGAGCGAUUUCCUGUCAAUUUUGUGGCAAAGAUCUUCAGUCCCUAUUUCAUUCAGCAGUUGCAAGAUAAUGCAGUUGGAGGACACUCAGACAGAUAUACAAGUAAAGAUCAAUCGGGAAAUGUGGAUAAAUUUGUCUUAGCUCUGCUGACCCAGCUGUUCCUUACGGUUAGCUUGGAGUGCCCGUUUUAUGAGGGCCCAAGACUUCUUCCAAAGUACAGAGUAAAAUCUUUCUCUGCAUCUGGACAGUCGCUAGAAACCAUGGUUGAUGUACAUCUUUAUAAUAGAGUCAAGUCUGGUCUCAUUGACCUCUUAGGGGCACGAAUGUACUUUGCAUCGCAUGUACUGUCUCCUUACUGUUACACAUUAGAUGUAGAAAUCAAACUGGAUGAAGAAGGGUUCGUGUUAGCAGCCUCCAGCCAUGAAGAGGUUCACAGAAGAAUAGCACUCUGUAUUGAUGGUCAAAAACGUUUCUGCUCCAACACCCAUAAACUUCUUGGCAAAGAAUCUAUUAAACAAAGACAUUUGCGUUUGCUUGGUUAUGAAGUCAUACAGGUCUUUUUUAUCUUUCAGAUUCCAUUCUAUGAGUUUGACAACCUAAGUUACAAAGAAGAAAUUGUUGAAUAUCUUCACAAGAAAAUCUUUCCUCAUACAUACAGACUUAAUUGGUGAUAUCACUUGACAAUUGUGCAUUGCUUCUACUUAGUAACUCUGUUUGCCAUAAGUACUUUUAUAUGCUUUCUUCUGGUCUGGUAAUUUAAAAAUUAAAUAAUGUGUGUUUUUUUAAAAACAUAGAAUUAUCCAUAUGUUUCUAUUUGUAGAACCGAUGGUCGCACGAAAGAUCUAAAAUCGACACGUGUGUGGCCACCUUUAUGCUUAGUACACGUCAGAUCAAAUAUGACUCCACUUCAACCUCAAAAGCAGACAAGGUUCUUCCCACACUUACCAAAAAGAAACACACUUUUUCUGUCUUUAAAUCCAUCACUCAAACCACUAAACAAGUAUGGCAACAACCAGAAAAACGGGUCAACCUUGACAAAAAUUUCCUUAACCUGUACCCCUUACCAAAUGAUAUAAAAACUUUAGCUAGGCUCUCUCAAUAUACCACCUAUGGAAGAUGCAUUAACAUUAGAUAAGAGAAUGGAGCCACCUGAAAAAAAUAAUUCACACAGGUUACAGCCGUCCUCCAUCCUACUAAUCCUCCUCAAAACAACUCCUGAUUUUUUUGCCUUUUACAGGGGGUACCGGUACUGUACUCUUUUUUUCUAUCAUUCUAUUCAUUAUAUAUAUAUCCAUUCAUGCCUGACUUUUCCACUCUUUUUUUCUUUCUACUCUUCCUCUACACUUUUUCUCCCAGUGCUUUUAUACAAAACUAACACCACCUCCUCCUACUUGAAUUUAAAGAGUCAUUGAUUAUCCUACCUCCAGAGGUGGCAAUCAUAUACCUCAGCAUGGGCCUGAUGAAAAAAUAUUUACAAGUAAGAAAAUGCUCUUUUUUUCAACCUAUGUAAAAUAAUAAAAUCAUUUAACUACUUUUAAUUUCCUUGCCAGCUGCAAAGGAUAGGGCAUGUUUAAGUGUCCACACUCUUGCCAGAGUGUUGGGCAAUAGUGAUACUGCAGAGCUUUCAUUAUUUUAAUAAUUUAAAAACUGACAUGCAAAAUUCUUCUGGCAGUAAAUGGGUUAACAUUUUCUCCAAUAUAAACAAUACCAGUUUAGCCAGACAUUCUUUAUAUCAAGAUCUUCCACACCCUUUAUUGACUUACCUGUUCCUUUCUCUGCUUCAGCAAUGUCCUUUUUGAGUACUGGAGACCAAAGCUACACUGCAUAUGCUCGAUCAGGCCUUUUCAGUGUAAUGUAAAGGGAUACCUUAACAUUCUCAUAGUAAUGAAACAAAUCUUUGUCUCUAGAGGGUCAAGUAUACCUCUCCUUCUGGUUCUGUCAGGUGAAUGGUCUGUGGGGGUCAGGUAAGGAUAAAUGGGAUUAUGGAAG
Molecule: messenger RNA, 3758 nt
Organism: Xenopus tropicalis (tropical clawed frog)
Lineage: Eukaryota; Metazoa; Chordata; Amphibia; Anura; Pipidae
Gene: fastkd3
Product: FAST kinase domains 3
Exons: 8
Coding region: 398-2440 (680 amino acids)
Biological process (GO): regulation of mitochondrial mRNA stability
Cellular component (GO): mitochondrion
Source: RefSeq, a predicted model, not a curated record